Echinostoma caproni is the source of this 1344-nucleotide messenger RNA. NCBI's taxonomy places the organism in Eukaryota, Metazoa, Platyhelminthes, Trematoda, Plagiorchiida, Echinostomatidae. The record is from the annotation of a GenBank genome assembly.
GCUAUCGGAAUAAUUUACGAUCUGGCCGAGUCGCCGGAAUCUAUUCUCACCAAUGUGAUUUCUAUGUGCGCCGAAAAAUUGGCCCUAUCCGGUCGUCAGCAAUCCAAUCAGCCACCCACAAACAGUGAUGCAGACCCAAAUCAGAAUGUGACUGUUGUCGAGCAAAACGUGGACCAGGAAAAUCUUCCCAAUUUGACCCAGUUGAAGCAUGAUCCGGAACAAUUCCUAGAAUCGUUGGUCGUUUUAUGCCCAGCAUUUAUUCUGACCCGAUUCCUCGCAUUGAUUGGUCACAUGUGCCUAAAACAGUUAGUUCAUCUGGAAUCUUCUGUUCUGCACGAACUGAAGCGCAGGGCACUGAUCAAGGAGGAACGGGAAGCAAAGGCCAAACCAAAAUCGCGAAAAAAUAAUCGUGCAUCACGGACCUCUUUUAUGUCCAGUACCAACAAUUCUACUUUGGGUACAAACACCACCGGUCAGCAGACUGCUGAAGAAGAAUGCGGUCUGGUCGGCGUAAAUGCGGAUGAUGCCGAGGUGGAUUAUAUUCGACAUAUAUGCGAUCACGAAUUAAUUUCUGCUCCAAACCAUUUGUUCACUCCUCUGCUGGCCAUGGUCACACACGCAGCCGCGAGUUUGGCGCUGGCUAAAAUGAUGCUAGUCAAUGCAGAAGUGUGCGAGCCUCGACUGCAACUCCUAUUCACAAUGGCUGAGCGCAGCCAAUCCGAGGUGGUUCGCGCGAAUCUAAUCGUCGCACUGGGGGAUCUUUGUCGACGAUUUCCCAAUCUCAUAGAGCCUUGGACGCCCAAUUUAUACGCGCGGUUGCGUGACUCGUCUGCUCGGGUUCGCACGAACGCUCUGAACACAUUAAGCCAUCUGAUUCUUAACGAUAUGGUCAAGGUGAAAGGCCAAAUAAGUGAAAUGACCGUGUGCCUUGUGGAUGAGAUUGACCGACUCAACAUUUUGGCGCGUCAGUUCUUCACUGAACUUGCGCACAAAGGCAACGCACUGUACAACGUCAUCCCCGACAUUGUUAGUCGGUUGAGUGAUCCAGAUGUCGGGGUUUCAGAGGAGCAUUUCCACUCGAUUAUGGAUUUGCAACGUCAGUGGCGGGACCUUGCUCAUUGUCUGACUGUGAUGUCAUUCAACGAACGCAUGAUGCGUGUCCUGUAUGAGAAUAUUACAGCGUUUGCAGAUAAACUUUCAGUUCCCGAAGUGUACUCCGCGUUUGAGAUCCUCAUUACAAAUGCAAAGAAAACCACCAAACCAGAUGGAAUGGCACGCUUAGAGGAAUUCGAAGCGAAAGUGAAUGAAGUACGUUCCCUGUCACUUCAUGACCGUUCUCGUUGA